Mucor velutinosus is the source of this 996-nucleotide messenger RNA. RefSeq lists its product as uncharacterized. The transcript has 3 exons. The record is from RefSeq and is a predicted model, not a curated record. Gene Ontology annotation, molecular function: threonine racemase activity; magnesium ion binding; serine racemase activity. Gene Ontology annotation, biological process: D-serine biosynthetic process. Bases 1 to 996 code for a protein of 331 amino acids. NCBI's taxonomy places the organism in Eukaryota, Fungi, Mucoromycota, Mucoromycetes, Mucorales, Mucoraceae.
AUGACAAUUAACAUCACCAUUGAUCAUAUCCUUCAAGCAGCAGAGCGUAUCAAUGUACACCGUACCCCUGUGCAAUCAAGCACUGCCAUCAAUACCUUGGCAUCCGUGGAGGAUCACCCAGUUGAGGUGUUCUUCAAGUGUGAAUUGCUACAGAAAACUGGAUCAUUCAAGUUUAGAGGCGCUAGUAACGCUGUUGCUCUUUUGACGGAUCAAGAGGCUGCAAAUGGAGUUGUUGCCCAUUCCAGUGGUAAUCAUGCUCAAGCAAUUGCUUUGGCUGCUAGGAGUAGAGGUAUUCCUGCCUACGUUGUGAUGCCAACAACCACACCAGAAAUCAAAAAGAUUGCAGUCCGAGGAUACGGAGCUCAUGUGGUGGAAUGUGAGCCUUUUCAAUCUGCUCGUGAAGCAGCCGCUGAAAAGCUUAGAGUGGAGAAAAACGCCUUUUUCAUUCAUCCAUUCAACAAUCCCAAUGUCAUUGCAGGUCAAGGCACCAUUGCGCUUGAGCUUCUCUCCCAGGUCGAGGAUUUGGAUGCCAUCUUGGUGCAAGUGGGCGGUGGAGGCAUGUUGACUGGAUGUGCUAUUGCUGCAAAAUCCUUGAAGCCCGAUAUCAAAGUAUUUGCUGCAGAACCUGAAUUGGUCAACGAUUGUUACAGAACGUUUAAAUCCAAGCAACGCUUAACCAAUGCCGCUUCAGUGUCUGUAGCCGAUGGAUUAUUAACAAAUUUGGGAGAUAUUCCCUAUUCUGAAAUCUUCAAGCAUGUGGAUGAUGUGUUUACGGCAUCUGAAAAGGAAAUUAUCAAUGCCAUGGAGUUGAUGUGGGGCCGUACAAAGCUUUGUGUGGAAGCAAGUGGCGCUGUAGGUGUUGCUGUCACUCUCUAUAACCAGGACUUCAGACGUAUGGUUAGGGAACAGGGCAUUAAACGCAUUGGCGUUGUUCUUUCUGGCGGAAAUGUGGAUUUUGUGAACGCCACAGCAUUAUUUGAGAAAUACAGAGAUUAG